AUGGUACUUUAUUGUCCUCCAUGGCGAAAGCCUCGGCCUACUUCCCCUUCGGAGAUCGCUCGAUUCUAUCAGGGAAUCCCCUCAUGUGAGACACAGGAGCAGCAGCAACAGGAGCAGGACACUGGACCCCUCGAGUUAGAGCAUGCAGACUCUGAUGCCAAACCACAUACUGGAAGCCUCACUCGCAUCACUCGACGCCGGUUCUCACGCGAGUCGAAAGGGUCGAUCACUCGUCAUGACCAGGGAAAGCUUCCUUUUCCAUUUGCUCGCAAAUCACCCAAGCCAUCCCCCAAGCACCCGGCAGGAUUGGCCGUACUGGCAGGCUACGGAAGUAGUCUUAUGAGCGAAAGCCGUUAUGAUAGUGACGCACAUGACGUUUCAACACCACAAAAAGAACCUGCGCAAUCACCUCCAUCGAAUCCACAAUCAAAUAUCAGACUCAGCGACUUGAUCGAACAGUCCCAGGAGCAACGGGAAUCAGAGCGAUGGGGCACUGCAAUGAUUCACGACCUCCCCGAGUCCCCGGGUUCCGUCUGUGGAAUGCGCUUUCUACGGACGCCCCCUGCUAGCCUGAGAAGUCAUCCUGGACCGUACCUCAAGGAACAGCAUUCACAACUCCUGCAUUCCGUGGAGAACAAUUCACAUCAUACCAUCAAUUCUGCAAAAUCGAUGCCGGACAUGUAUUCAGCCCAGCAGGGGUCCGGUAGAUCUGGGGAUAUCCCAUCACCUCUCGCCUCACCGUCUUUGGAUACCACUGCAGAACGCCAAAUCGAAGACAGCCGUUGCGAAAGUCGCAUAACCAGUUUCUCGGAUCCAAUGUUGGGUAGUGUCGCGGAUUUGUGUGUGACGAAACGAAGGCAGCGGACAGAUUCGGGCAUGUCUAUGGGGGACAAUCGAACCGUCCACCUGGAGGAUAUUGACAUCUCGAAACGGCUUAUCUCUCAAUCCGGAUCAACUGCGCCUCUCUCACCCGAUCCAUCAAUGUCCGAAUCGGUUCAGCUUAAUCAAGGCGGCUUGUCGACGAAAGCACCAGGAGAGAAUUCCUCGGUGCCUUACAGCCCAACGACUCACAGCCUCUUGGGGCACGCACCAGGUACGAUUCAACUUCAAAGUUUGGAAUCGUCGUCAUCUCGCUCGCAGGAUUCAAUCAUCUUGUCGCCGGAUGUAUCGCUGCAGCCAGCAUCUUUUGCGAACCAUGGCGAAACCCCCACGGACAUGGCCCAGAGAAGCAAAUAUGAUCCUGCAGCCGAAGAUAUUCGCGCCUACAUGUGUGCGGCACCCGCAGCCCCUGACCUCAUAACAAGCAAGUUUGAUGAGCAUUGUGAUAGUGAGGUCUCUCUUGACACCAAGGUGUCGGCCCUACGGAGCGAAGUACAAGCGGAAGCCCCACGCAAAGUGAGCAUUGGAUGGAUGUCGGGUGGCAGACGAGUCGGUUAUGGAUAUGCUCCAGUGUCCAACCCAGAGGAUGAAUCAGUCUUACGCGACCCAGAGAUAUUUGGUGGUAGCCAAGCCGACUUGUCGCAGAUGCCAGACCUGUCACUGCCAGUCUCAGUCAUAAGCAGUGGCAUUCGGCGUGACUCGCCUUGCAGCGACUACAAUCAACAUAGGUACCCAGUCAACGCCACAUACUUGACCAUACCAAAGAAGUCAAGAUUAGAUCACUCCCUUGCGCAUUUUGAAGCAAUCCAGCCAGCUACUUUCCUCCGAACAAAGAGAUGCUCCAAGGCAAGCGAGAGAUCUCAAGCGCGGAAUGGCGGUUCCAAUAGCUCCGCACAAACCGGCUCUGGAAACCUUUCCACCGUCGGCCCGUCGCCAGGGCUCGAUCUGGAUGUUGGCCUGAGACUGCUAGGCUCGAUUGAUUCCAGCGCUCAGCUUGAUGCGUUGAAACAACCCUCCGUCUGCUUCAGCCGAUCCGAUGAUUCAGGACCUCAAUCUGCGGAGGGCAUGCCAAGUCUUGAAACAGCCAACUUAGAACCUCCACAACUAAGGCAUACCCACAGCGUUUCCAAGGGGAGUUACAAGGAUGUGGACAUUGACCCUGACUACCCUGGCAUCGAGUAUGACUAUGAAGCCCAAUUCGUCGCCCGUUUGCUGCGGCCAAACAAUGCACGCGGCCCCCCCGCAGCUCGAAGACACUCAAAGUUUCGCGUCAACAAGCAGUACUCGAGCUCAUCCCCGAGAAAAGGCUCGCGGUCGUCGCUUGCGUUGGACCAAACUCGAGGGUCGAGUAGUCUCGAACGAGUUGAUUCUACCAUAAGCAUCGGCGCCGAUGCAGAAGAUUUAGCCAGCAUGUAUCGGGAAUGCUUGCACAUGCCUGGAUCAUUUGAAGGGAGUCAAUGGGCGAGUCCAAGCAGUCGGUUCUCUUGGAAUCGUCCGACGAAUGAUGAACAGUAA
Molecule: messenger RNA, 2394 nt
Organism: Penicillium oxalicum
Lineage: Eukaryota; Fungi; Ascomycota; Eurotiomycetes; Eurotiales; Aspergillaceae
Exons: 2
Coding region: 1-2394 (797 amino acids)
Source: RefSeq, a predicted model, not a curated record